Molecule: messenger RNA, 1023 nt
Organism: Zygotorulaspora mrakii
Lineage: Eukaryota; Fungi; Ascomycota; Saccharomycetes; Saccharomycetales; Saccharomycetaceae
Gene: PDS1
Product: securin
Exons: 1
Coding region: 1-1023 (340 amino acids)
Biological process (GO): chromosome organization
Cellular component (GO): nucleus; cytoplasm
Source: RefSeq, a predicted model, not a curated record
AUGCCACGCAAUGAGGAUAAAGAAAAUGAUAUUAUAGUGUCUAUGGACGAGGAAGGAGUAUUUCCUCAAACGCCUGCACAUUUGUUAAAAAGGACGCGUUCCACAGUACUUAAACCACCACCAUUGGCCGAGAAACAGGAGCCAAAUAGGGCUAAGGGAGAUUUGAAAAGCAGGAAUGUCUCUCCCCUGAGGAGGCUCUGUGUACAGCAGGGUAGACUACCGCUAGCAUCUAAAGAUAACAACAGGUCUGGCGGAAUUACGCAAGCAACACAGUCACAAAUGCAACCUAUUUUGUUAAAGGACAAUUCUACGCAGCUUAAAAAACACAAACAGCCUCUUUUUGAAAGACAAACCAAUAGAUCUGAGCAUGCACAUAUUUUGGCAAAUCCAAGAAAGUUACAAAAAUACGGAUCUGUGCUUGGCUGUAAUGCACUGCCUAAGAUGAAAAGUCUUGUUCUCAAGGACGUCGACAAGGGAGGCGAAGAUGAAGAUGACGACGAAGAUGAAGGAGAUAACUACGAGGAUAAACUUUUAAGGAGCAAGCUACAGGGCGCCAUCAACGAAUCCAAAGACAAAGUUUAUCAAAGCGAGAAAGGGAGAAUUGGCUUAUUUCACGAUAAUGGACUUGAACAACUGAUACGAGCCACAUCAGAAAAAAAUAAAGACGAAGAGGAUAAAGAAAUUGAAUCCGGCCCCAAGAAGUAUGAGUCCCUUCCAUAUAUCCCAAGUGGGUACAUUCCUCCAAAUGAUGCAGAUAUUGAGAAACUAAAGACAUUCCACUUGCCAUCUGAGGUCUCAGGAGUAAAUGAUGAAGAAGACAGUGACUCGAGUCGAUACGGUGAGCUUUUGGAGCUUGAAAAUUUUUCUGAUAGCGAUGAGGCUGUAACUGAGAAUACCGCCAAUUUCAAAGGAAAUCGAUACAAGUCGGCGGAGUUCGCUGUGCCAGGUCUUGUUGAACUUGAGCCUUGUUUCAAAGGCGAGGGAUUAAGUUCCAAAGAAUUGAAUGAUCUUUUGAAUGAUUAG